AUGGCUCAUCCUUGUUCAAACAAGGCCUUAGGUUGCUACCUCUUGUUUUCCCUUUUUGUAUCUUCUCUCUCAACUUUUUCUUAUGCUCAUUUUGGAGUAGGAGGUAUUCCUUUAGAUCCAACAGAACCUACAACUUUCCCAGAAAUUAGUGAUGUUCCAGCACCUGCACCAGCACCAGAAGUUGGCGAUGUUCCAGCACCUGCACCAGCACCAGAAAUUGACGAUGUUCCAUUUAGCAAUACUUGUCCAAAUGAAAGGCUCAAGAAAGCCCAUGUUGCUCUUCAAGCAUGGAAAGAGGCUAUUUACUCUGACCCUUUGAACAUAACUGGUAAUUGGGUUGGUGAAGAUGUUUGCUCCUACAAUGGUGUGUUUUGUGCUCCUGCCCCUCACGACCCCACAUUGGAUGUAGUUGCUGGCAUUGAUCUUAACAAUGGGGACAUUGCUGGGCGCCUCCCAGAAGAGUUACUUCAUUUGGAAGAUAUUGCACUUUUCCACAUUAACUCCAAUAGGUUCUGUGGAAUCGUUCCAAAGAUCUUAGAGAAUUUCACACAUAUGCAUGAAUUUGAUAUAAGUAACAACCGUUUUGUUGGUGGUUUUCCUUCUGUGGUCCUCAAAUGGCCAAACCUGAAGUACUUGGAUAUCAGAUUCAAUGACUUUGAAGGUCAAUUACCUCCAGAGCUAUUUGAGAAGGAUCUUGAUGCAAUAUUUUUGAACAACAACCGUUUCACAUCCAUGAUCCCAGAGACUCUAGGAAAAUCCAAGGCCUCGGUUGUAACCUUUGCUAACAACAAGUUCACAGGCUGCAUUCCGAAGUCAAUAGGAAAGAUGGAGAACUUGAAUGAGGUUGUGUUCAUGGGAAAUGGCCUUGGAGGUUGCUUCCCUCAAGAGUUUGGACUGUUAGAAAAUGUGACUGUUUUGGAUGUUAGCAACAAUGGGUUUACAGGGACUUUGCCUAACCUAUCAGGACUGAAGAAUGUGGAAGUCAUUGACAUUGCCCACAACAAGCUGAGGGGCUAUGUGUCAAAUACCAUUUGCCAACUUCCCUCGUUGAAAAACUUCACAUUCUCUCACAACUACUUCAAUGGGGAAGCUCAAGCUUGUGUGUCUUCUUCCAAAUCAUUGGUUGCUGUGGAUGACUCAAAAAAUUGUUUAUCAGGAAGGAGGAAUCAAAAGACAGCGAAGGAAUGCUUGGCAGUGAUAACUCGCCCUGUGGACUGUAGCAAGCAAUGUGAUGGAGGCAGUGGUAAUGACAAUGAGAAAAGGCAUGUCCCCUCCACACCAAAGCCAACUCCAUCACCUACACCAAAGGCUAAGCCACCAACACACCCACCUCGAGUUCGUUGUCCUCCACCUCCACCUGUCCACUCACCACCACCUCUACCUGUCCACUCACCACCACCUCCAGUCCACUCUCCUCCUCCUCCAGUCCACUCUCCACCACCACCACCAGUUCACUCCCCUCCACCUCCCGUCCACUCUCCUCCCCCACCAGUCCACUCCCCACCUCCACCUGUCCACUCUCCACCACCACCACCAGUUCACUCUCCUCCACCUCCCCCUGUCCACUCUCCACCACCACCUCCCCCAGUUCAUUCACCCCCACCACCAGUCCACUCUCCUCCUCCACCAGUCCACUCUCCACCACCCCCAGUUUACUCUCCACCUCCUCCAGUCCAUUCUCCACCACCCCCAGUUUACUCACCGCCUCCUCCAGUUAAUUCUCCACCACCACCACCUCCACCUGUUCACUCUCCACCACCACCUGUUUACUCUCCACCUCCACCAGUCUACUCUCCUCCUCCACCACCACCAGUCCACUCUCCUCCUCCACCUCCACCAGUCUACUCUCCUCCUCCUCCACCACCACCAGUCCACUCUCCUCCUCCACCACCACCCGUUUACUCUCCACCACCGCCACCAGUUCAUUCUCCACCUCCACCAGUUCACUCACCUCCUCCCCCAGUCCAUUCCCCACCCCCACCACCCGUUUACUCUCCACCACCGCCACCAGUUCAUUCUCCACCUCCACCAGUUCACUCACCUCCUCCCCCCGUCCAUUCCCCAUCACCACCAACAUGGGAUGAUGUUUUCCUCCCACCACAGUUUGGAUCUGAGUAUAGGUCACCUCCUCCACCAAUAAUUUCUGGAUACUAA
This is a messenger RNA of Abrus precatorius (Indian licorice), 2154 nucleotides long. RefSeq names its product pollen-specific leucine-rich repeat extensin-like protein 3. The record is from RefSeq and is a predicted model, not a curated record. Lineage: Eukaryota; Viridiplantae; Streptophyta; Magnoliopsida; Fabales; Fabaceae. Gene Ontology annotation, molecular function: protein binding. The transcript has a single exon. Bases 1 to 2154 code for a protein of 717 amino acids.